Symbiodinium sp. CCMP2456 is the source of this 232-nucleotide messenger RNA. Lineage: Eukaryota; Dinophyceae; Suessiales; Symbiodiniaceae. The record is from the annotation of a GenBank genome assembly.
GGAAAUGGGGUGCAACUCUUCGAAGGGUCAUCCCGGCACGGGUACCAAGACGCUGCUCGCCAGCACCGGAUCCAGCCACAAGGGCGGAAGGGGUGAUGCGUCAGGGCGGCAUGGAGAGGACAAGCCAGUGACGAAAGUCAUCUCUGAGGCUCAGAUCAUGCAGUACACGCCGACGGAGGAGGAAGAGGAAGAGGAAGAGAAGCCCCGGGCAUCGCGAAGCAAGCAAAGAAAG